Brassica napus (rape) is the source of this 5282-nucleotide messenger RNA. RefSeq lists its product as uncharacterized. The transcript is spliced from 3 exons. The record is from RefSeq and is a predicted model, not a curated record. Bases 2314 to 3762 code for a protein of 482 amino acids. NCBI's taxonomy places the organism in Eukaryota, Viridiplantae, Streptophyta, Magnoliopsida, Brassicales, Brassicaceae.
UGUUAUUUGUAAAAUUGUAAAAAGGAAAAUAUAUAAAAAAUCAAUAAUAAUAUUUAAAUGUAAUAUUUUUUAUUCAUUAAGGGUAUCGGUGUAAUCAACCAUCAUAAGAGUUAACGUAAGCGGGACACAUAAGAAACUGACUUCUCAAAUAAUAUUAUAGAGAUUAAUUGCAACUUUAAAUUAUAUUAAACUGAAAUUAAAGAAACUUAACAAUUCUACCAACUUUGAGAAUAUCUUUUCAUACUCAAUAUUUACACAAUAUUAUCCAAUAUAUUAUAUAUAAAAGCAAAAAAUAUAUGUGAAAUAAAAUCCUCUAUCAAAAAAAAAAAAAAUAUAUAUAUGUAUAUAUAUAUAUGUGUGAAAUAUACUGAACUAUUUAUUAUAAAAGCAAAUCUACCAACAUUUGAUCACAAUAAGUCUGGACUAAUUUUUCUCUUGUUUUACUCACAUUUUCUUAGAAAAAUUUUCUAAGAUAGUUUUUUUAAGUUUAUCUUCAUAAAAAUAGCAUUCAAUGACCAAAAUAAAUUUUAUUAAAAAAUAAAAAUACAUUUUUAUCCUAAAGUUAACUAAUCUAAAUUUUGUGUUUAGAAUUAAAGGGUUGGAUUUUUAAGAUAGAGUUUCAAAAUAAAAUAAAAAGACUAUUUUGGUCAUUUUCUUCUUAAGCUAUUUUUGUAACAAAAAGUUAAAAAUAGCAGUUAUUUUUAUAACAAAAACUUUAAAGUAUCUAUUUAAAAGAAUUUUUCUUUUUCUUAUAAGUUGUUGUUUUUUCAAGCAACUUGGUUUACUGCUCUAAUCCUUUUAGAAUUCUUAGUGUAACACAGCAACGACAUUAUCAGUCACAAUGUCUACCUACUACUAGAGACAAAAUCGAUUAUAAACAAAUCAGAAAUUUAUUAUAGUUUCGAUGUAACAGUUGGUACCUGCUAAUAUGGAUCUGGAAAAUACACUAAUAGGUAUAUAUUAAAAACAUAAAUUGUCGUAAAUCUAAUAGAAAAGUGUGUUGAGGAAAGGACGUAGAGGUUCGAAAUACUGACGUGCACACACACACGUGAGAGGCAAAAACUGUAUUUUAGCCGCAUGAAUCUCGUCUCCUGUUUUAUUACAAGGUCAACUUCUGGUCUCUCUCUCACUUCUAAAUCUUACUUAAUUAGUAGAUUCUGAUUUCAAAUCUAGCCAAUUAAUAAUUAAAUAAACGUAACUUCAAAUUCAAAUAUUAAUUAUAAAAACAAUUAAAAGCCUCGGUUUCAUGAUCACACACCUCACAUAGAAGCUUCUUCAGACUUCACAGUCUUCACUAUAUAUAUAUAUGUGUGAAAUAUACUGAACUAUUUAUUAUAAAAGCAAAUCUACCAACAUUUGAUCACAAUAAGUCUGGACUAAUUUUUCUCUUGUUUUACUCACAUUUUCUUAGAAAAAUUUUCUAAGAUAGUUUUUUUAAGUUUAUCUUCAUAAAAAUAGCAUUCAAUGACCAAAAUAAAUUUUAUUAAAAAAUAAAAAUACAUUUUUAUCCUAAAGUUAACUAAUCUAAAUUUUGUGUUUAGAAUUAAAGGCUUGGAUUUUUAAGAUAGAGUUUCAAAAUAAAAUAAAAAGACUAUUUUGGUCAUUUUCUUCUUAAGCUAUUUUUGUAACAAAAAGUUAAAAAUAGCAGUUAUUUUUAUAACAAAAACUUUAAAGUAUCUAUUUAAAAGAAUUUUUCUUUUUCUUAUAAGUUGUUGUUUUUUCAAGCAACUUGGUUUACUGCUCUAAUCCUUUUACAAUUCUUAGUGUAACACAGCAACGACAUUAUCAGUCACAAUGUCUACCUACUACUAGAGACAAAAUCGAUUAUAAACAAAUCAGAAAUUUAUUAUAGUUUCGAUGUAACAGUUGGUACCUGCUAAUAUGGAUCUGGAAAAUACACUAAUAGGUAUAUAUUAAAAACAUAAAUUGUCGUAAAUCUAAUAGAAAAGUGUGUUGAGGAAAGGACGUAGAGGUUCGAAAUACUGACGUGCACACACACACGUGAGAGGCAAAAACUGUAUUUUAGCCGCAUGAAUCUCGUCUCCUGUUUUAUUACAAGGUCAACUUCUGGUCUCUCUCUCACUUCUAAAUCUUACUUAAUUAGUAGAUUCUGAUUUCAAAUCUAGCCAAUUAAUAAUUAAAUAAACGUAACUUCAAAUUCAAAUAUUAAUUAUAAAAACAAUUAAAAGCCUCGGUUUCAUGAUCACACACCUCACAUAGAAGCUUCUUCAGACUUCACAGUCUUCACUAUAUAUCUUUUGACUGUUUUCUCAAUCUCACCACUGAAAACAAACACAAGAAGCUCAAAAUCGAAUGGCGUCGAUUACCUGUUCCUCUGAUCAACGUCUUUCCACAAGCAAGAGACGUUUAAAGCCGUUGAUGUUAAGAGAUUACUUACUCGAUGACCUCAGCUCUUGUUCAUCCAACGGCUUCAAAUCGUUCCCUCGUCGUCAACCUCCUUCAUCAUCAUCCACCGUUCGACGUCUCCUCGACGCUGAGAUCAAACGGUCAGGAUUGAGCCAUCAUCAUCAUCACAAGCCACGUCUCACUGGAAGAAGCCGUACGAGUUGCGGAACGGCUAUAAAUCACGCCGUUCAUAAAGCUUCGACGGCGUUUCUCAACGCCUUGAAACUUAUACCAUUCCAUGCAACCGUUACGUCACGGAAAGGAGAUCAGAAACAACAAGGCGUUUUCUCUAGAAGUUUCUCUAAACGGCUCUUGAGCAAACGCUUCUGGAGAAAACCGGUAAGUCAAUCUCGCCGUGAAGUAACGGUCGAACUCGGAGACGGAGCGAUUCAAUGGUGGAUAUCCACCGCGUUUUUCCCUGACGAAGAGAAUUUAGAUCACGGAAACGAGGCAGCAACAUUCUCGGCCUCCCAAGCUGCGGCGGUCAUCACCACCGAGAAACUUAUCUCCGGUUGUGACUCGUCGAGUUCCGGUAGUGUGUUUUUCACGAACUCGUCGUCGUCGGAGGCUGUGCAGUCUUCUUCUUCAUCGGUCUCAUCAACGACGACGAGCGGUGAAGCUGAAGAAGUGUCGACCAGAAACGACGCCGUGGUUGAGAGCGAAGAGAGUUUAAACGCACGUGACUGUGACGGAUCAUCUGUCAACGGCAACAGCAUGUGUAACAGAGAGGAAAGUGUGAAUGAAGAAAAGGAACAACUUAGUCCAGUAUCGAUCCUGGAGUGUCCUUUUCAAGACGAUGAUGAUGACGAUGAUGAAGAGGAUGCAAUCACUGAUCAUAUUUCCCACCAAAAAGAUACAUACGAGAAAACUGCAAGAAAAAGCCGGAGGUUUAAUGGUUUUGUACGUCUUGAGCCACUAAACCUGGAGAAAUUCAUAGAGAAGCAAGUAGAGAGUGAAGAAGAUGAGUACUCAUAUCACACACAAGAAACAGAAGAGGACGAAUCAGAAAGCCGAGCAAACCGCUUGUUUGCUCUGGUGAAGUUAACAAUCGGUGAAACAAACAACAUACUACUGGCUUCUAACGUAGCGGAUAAUCUAUUAUUAGAUUAUUUUCAAGAAGAUAAUAUUGGGCCAAAAGAAGAGGUGUUAAUGGUGAAAAAAGUAGAAGAUUGGGUGAUGGAUAGACAAGAUGAGAUGUUUAUGAGCUGGGAAGUUAGAGAGAUGAGACAAGUUUAUGUGAAGGAAAUGAAAUGGGGUUGCAUUAAUGAGGACGAGAGCGAGUGUGUGGUUGAAGAUUUGGCUAAUGGACUCUUCACUUUAUUGGUGGAUGAAUUUAUCAGCAACUUAGCUUCGUGAUAAAUAGUUUUUUAUAUGGGGGGGAGAGAGAAGUUAAGAUUUUGACAUUUUGUUGAAGAUUAGAUUUCAUAAUGUAUUAGAAAUAUGUUAUCUUGGAAUAAAACUAUAUGUUGUUUGACAUAAGGGGAAUGCUUAUAUAUUUGUUUUUCAAACUUAAGAGUCUAGAGUGAGAGUUAGAGUCCGUAGUCAUUAUGUGUUUAGUUCAUAAAUCUUUUUUUUAUAUUUCCUAUAGUAUUUUACACAAUCAAUGGACGCCAUCUUUUCCUAAAGACACGAUUUUUAGUUUCUUAAUGAGCCUAUGUUUAUUUAUUUCAACAAGGUAUUGAUCUGGACUUUUUUUAUUUCAUGGCGAUUUCGUAUAUUCCACGCUUUAGUCUGGUAAAUUGCAUCUCACCAUAGGACUAUGCCGAUCAUGCUUGAUUCACCACAUUCUCCCAUUGCCGACUGUAUCUCCAUCCGUUUAUCUGACUAGAUGCCCGUUGUUUAGAACAUGGAUUUACACCCAUACAUAGUGCUAGCAAUAUCUAGUUCCGGAUUUAGAAGAUUAUUUGGACUGUCAGACACCUCCUGGUUAAAAGAAAAACGGAACAUGUGUUAAACAUAAGAAUAGUCAAGUGAUGUCUAUUGUACUCAUAUAAAUUAUCAAUGUUCAAAAACCCGCUAGGUGGAGAUUAAGCGUCUUAUAAAAGAUUAUUGGAUUAAUGUUUAGGAAGAAGCCUAGACCAAUUUUUUGAAUGCAUAGACUGAUUUUAAAAAAUUCGGUUUAAAUAUAUCGUUUCGUUCACAUUCGAAUUACUGACAAGACGGAGCAUAGGCACCACUAAACCUAUUUUUAGAACACUGUAAAUUACUAUCAUCAACCUUUUUGUAAACCAUUGACAACACUUAUCAUUGCCACUAUAUCAUGAUAUUAUUGAUAGCUAUAACAUCUUUUUUUUUUGAAAUGUUGAAAUAACUAAAAGAAAAUGUUUUUUUUUAUAUAUUUAUGAACUUAUAAUUUGAGAUGGUUAAUUUAUCACAAAUUCGAAACUGAGGUUUUGAAUGGGAAAAUGAACUAAAGAUGGUUCUACUGCAAGGUGGUUGAACCAUUUACAAUUUGAGUUUAAAGGUUUGAGUGAGAGAUGGAUAAUUAGUGGAGGGAACAAAUAUAUUUAGAAUCCACUUUUUUCUCACCAUUCAACAAAAAGGUAGUGUUUCUGUGAAUAACGUAGUUAGACUGCUUUAAAAAAAAACUUUUAUGGCUUGUUCUAAAUUUUUAGAUCGCAAGUGAAGCAUUUUAAGUACCCAUAUUUACAAGUAGUUAAGUUUAUCCGCUUGUACUAUAUAUAAUUUUUAGACAUGAAAUAAUUUUAUGAUGUUAUUUAAUAAUCUAUAUAUAGGUAAUUCAUUAUCUUGAUAAAAUUACUUCUAUCCAAUUAAAAAUAAUAAUAACAAUACUAAAUUAAUAUACUAAAUUAAUAUUUACACUUAAUUAAAUAAUAUUUUCAUAAUAUUAAAUAAACUAAAUUAAUCAUUCACAU